AUGGUUCAUAAUAAUGGUCAUUAUUGGCAAAUUGGAUCGAAGCCAUAUAAGAAGUUUGAAGAAUGGGCAAAAAGUUUAGGAGAUAUUUAUCGUGUACAAAUGGGUCAACAAAAUUGGAUUAUAUUAACCAGUGAUAAAGUUGUUGGUGAACUUUUACAAAAACGAGGCAAAAAAUAUUCAUCUCGUUGGCCGACAUAUUACUUUUAUCAAAUUUUGGAAAGAAAUAAAGGUUUCAUCGGUUCCCCGUAUCAUGAACGAUAUAGAAUACUUACUCCUAUUAUACAUGGAAUUUUGGAUCAACGAAAUAUAAAAAGAAAAUCUGAUUUAUUUGACACAGAAUUUCAAAUACUUAUGCAAAACCUUUAUCAAGCCUCAAUGAAUGCAAAAAAUGGGUUAUUUCCAAAAUUUUAUUUUCAACUUACAAGUUUAAAUAUAAUUACUCUUUUAUGUUCAGGAAAACGUACUAAAAGUAUUGAAGAUCCGUUUUAUAAAGAUUUUGAAAAUUAUAUGGAGAAUCAUUUACAACUUAUUAGAAUAACUAAUAGAUUAGGUGAUUUUUUUCCAUUUUUAAGAUUGUUUACAAGUCAUGAAUUACAUGAAAGGGUAAUCAGGGAUAGAAAAAGAUCAGAAAAUUUAUAUGGUAAAUUAAUCAAAGAAGUUAUGAAUGAUAAAGAGAAAAAAUCUUGUAUUAUUAGAGAUUUGCUUUAUAAGGUAGAAGAUGGUAUAUUAGAUGAACUGGAUAUUAUUCAUAUUAUCAGCAAUCUAUUUUCUGCUGGAACUGAUACGAUUUCAGCGAGUUUGACAUGGAUCGUUGCUGCCUUAGCCAACAAUCCUCAAGUCCAAUUCAAAGCUCAUCAAGAACUUGAUCAAGUAAUUGGUCAAUCUCGUUUACCAACCAUAUUUGAUGAACAAAACAUUCCUUAUAUACGCGCAAUUGUUAAAGAAAGUCAAAGAUAUUGUGGUCCAAUUUAUUUGGGUAUACCUCAUUAUAUUGAAGAAGAUGAUGAAUAUAAUGGAUAUCAUAUUCCUGCAAAUUCUGUUAUAAUUUUAAACCAAUAUGGAAUUCAUAUGGAUGAAAAAAGAUAUGAAAAUCCUAAAGAGCUUAAACCUGAAAGGUUUUUAAGUUUUACAAAUAGUAGUGCUGCUUUGGCAAAUGGGAAUUAUGAAAAUAGAGAUCAUUUUGGAUUUGGAGCUGGAAGAAGGUUAUGUGCUGGAAUUCAUAUGGCUGAACUAGCUCUUCUAUUGGGUGUUUCGCGUCUCCUCUGGUGCUUUAGAAUUGAAAAUGUAUCACCGUUAGGUAAAGAUGGUAAACCAAUACCGAUUGACAUGGAAAAAAUACGUUUUGGUAUGACUAUUUGGCCUGAAAUAUUUCAUGUUAAAUUUGUAAAAAGACAUGAUAAUGUUGAAAAGGUUUUGUUUAAAUCAAAUAGUAUAUAA
Messenger RNA from Cetraspora pellucida, 1437 nucleotides. The record is from the annotation of a GenBank genome assembly. Lineage: Eukaryota; Fungi; Glomeromycota; Glomeromycetes; Diversisporales; Gigasporaceae.